AUGCAAGAUCCAACUUUAAUGACAAUCGAGAGAAGCAUUGCUCAUGACUAAAAGUUCCAAAACCUCUCAUUUAAGCAAAUCAUUAAAACGCUAAAAGAAAACAAAGUUUACCCGACAAGAGCUGACAACGGAAUGAAUCCUUUUCACCUUGCUUGUAGAAAUGGAAGUCUCGAUAUAGUGCAUUAUUUUGUUUCAGAAGCUGGAUAUAACAAGGAUGAGCCAAAAGAUAAUGAUUCAGGGAAGGCGACGGGACUAGCAAUCGCCUUGGCUAGAGGACAUUUUGAAGUAGCUACCUACCUGAUAAAUAAAGAUGCUUCAGUUAGCCCUUAUAUCUUCUAUGUUUCUUGCAAGGUAUUUUAAAUCUAGUCUUAACUAAAAUAGCAUUAAAAUCUAGCAUUUCAUCAUCUGCUUCUUGAUAAACUUAGAGAGUAAGGCUAUUCAAAUGAUAUGAUUACAUCUGCUAUUGUUAAUGGCAGAUUCGAUAAUUCUAAGUCAACUCCUUUAAUGAGAGCAUGCCAGUAUGGAAGCGUUUAAACAGUCAAGUUUUUGAUUGACCAACUCGGGGCUUAGACUGAUCUAACAAAUAAAAAUGAUGAAAAUUGCUUGAUGAUAGCUGUGAGAUACAGACAAAAGGAGGUUGUAAAAUUCCUCUGCGAAAAUGUAGUUAGGCCUAAUACCCCUCUUGAAGUAGAUUAUGAAUGCUCAAGGAAUGGAUUAACAGCCUUUGCUAGAGCACUCUUUUAACAUGACUUUGAUAUAGCAGAUAUUAUACUUUAACAGGGAAAAGCAUUCAAAGGUUAUGUAAACAAAAAGGAAGGGAAAUCUAUUUUAGAAUUAGCUUAGAAAGCGAAAAAUUAAGCUGCAGUUAACUAUAUCAAUGGAGCUCAAGGUGGAGCUUAGAAACAGACUGUUGUGGAAACCAAAUUUGACCAGAAAUAAUUCUUUGAGCCUCCUUCUUAAAAAAGUCAUCCCUCAAAGCAAAACUAUCAACCAUAAAAAAGAACAGAUGAAGAUUAAGGCUCAUCUGGUAUUUCUCUUAAAAAAGAACUUAAUCCUAAGCCAUUAUCGAAAAAUACAUCUGCUAUAACAAAACUGUAAGAAGUUGUUUAAAACACUCGUGAAGCAUCACCUCAAAACUCCAGAAAUGGAAGUUAAAUGAUUUAAGAUAGCGAAAAUAAAGAUAACUCUAAUAGUUAUGGUUAGGAUAGGACUUAAGAAAAUCUACUAAUUGAAAACGUGACUUCUGUCGUACAGGAGACAACUCCUGUUUAAAGCCAGAGAAAGGAGCAAAAGAAUGGUUAGUAAAUUCAUCAGUAAAACUUCAAAAGUGACAAUGGUCCAGUAACCUAGAAAGUUCAAAAUAUUCCCAGUCAAGUUCAAAUGAGUAUGAAAUAAGAAGCAAAUAAGUACGAAGAUAUAUUGGAAAGUGAGGAGUAGCAUGAUGGAUCUGACAAUGUAAAUUUGGGUAAUAGACCAGACUCUAGAGACUCAUUAAACUAAAAUGCAGCUUAGCAGAAUAAAAUGGAAACAAUGAAUAAGCUUAAAAAUCUUAAGGAUGAGUAUAGAAAGAAAUACAAAUAUAAGAACCAAUUAUCAGCAGGUACAGGAAUUCCACCUAAAAAACAUUGA
Messenger RNA from Stylonychia lemnae, 1629 nucleotides. Lineage: Eukaryota; Ciliophora; Spirotrichea; Sporadotrichida; Oxytrichidae. The record is from the annotation of a GenBank genome assembly.